This is a messenger RNA of Musa acuminata AAA Group (dessert banana), 1392 nucleotides long. RefSeq names its product cyclin-D4-1. Lineage: Eukaryota; Viridiplantae; Streptophyta; Magnoliopsida; Zingiberales; Musaceae. The record is from RefSeq and is a predicted model, not a curated record. The transcript is spliced from 6 exons. The coding region runs from base 186 to 1262 and encodes 358 amino acids. Gene Ontology annotation, cellular component: nucleus; cyclin-dependent protein kinase holoenzyme complex; cytoplasm. Gene Ontology annotation, biological process: regulation of cyclin-dependent protein serine/threonine kinase activity; mitotic cell cycle phase transition. Gene Ontology annotation, molecular function: cyclin-dependent protein serine/threonine kinase regulator activity.
CAUUGUUGCUUCAGACCCUCUCACAUCUUCUCUCAUCCUCACCACCAAGACCUCACAGAGACCCCCUUCCCACCCUCUUCGUACUAUCAUCUUCUCGUUCUAUAUCUAAAGACACCAUUUUUUAGGGAGGAAGAGAAGAAAAGCAUCAAUCUGUCUUAAUAUCCACUGCUUUUGAUUCAUCCGCAAUGGGCCUCAGCUACAAGUAUGCUUCCUCCAUCCUCCUCUGUCCAGAGGAUAGCAGCAGCAUCCUGGGAUUCGAUGAUGGGGAGGGGGAGGAGCAGGACUUGCAUGGAGAAGCCCAAAGGCGUGACCUUUGCCAAUCUCCCGACAAAAAGAGUGGCUUUUGUGGGGGCAUUUUGAUGGACUUCACCUUGCAGUCGGAGGACUGUGUUGUCGAGCUGGUCGAGAGGGAGUCCCAGCAUCGCCCACAGGGUGACUACGCCGAGAGGUUGCUGAGGGGGCAAUUAGACAUGGUUGCCAGGAGUGAUGCCAUUGACAGGAUCCAAAAGGUUCAUGCACAUCACAAUUUUGGACCUCUCACUGCUUAUCUCUCUAUAAAUUACCUGGAUCGAUUUCUCUCCUCUUACGAACUCCCGUUUCAGCAAGAUAAGGCUUGGAUAACGCAGUUGCUAUCAGUGGCCUGCUUAUCUCUUGCUGCCAAGGUGGAGGAAACCGAGGUCCCUUUAUCUCUGGAAUUACAGGUAGGUGGUGCAGACCAUGUAUUUGAAGCCAGGACUAUACACAGAAUGGAGCUUCUAGUUCUUGGCACCCUCAAGUGGAGGAUGCAAGCCCUGACACCUUUCUCGUUCAUCGGUUAUUUUCUGUAUAAAUUUAGUGAUGGAAAUUUGCCAGAUAGCUCGUUAACUUCUUCUUCUGUGGACCUCAUUUUGGGCACUGUUAGAGAGAUUGAUUUCCUCGAGUACAGGCCUUCUGAGAUUGCUGCAGCAGUGGCACUGUCAGUCUUGAAGGAUACCCGAAUUCUGGAUCUUGACCAGGCUUUAGCUCGCUGCAUCCAUGUAAAUAAGGAAAGGGUCUUGAAGUGUCAUCGAGUGAUUCAAGAGAUGACAUCGAUGAAGAACAGGACAAACAGGAACACCAGUCCAUCGAUAUCUGCUGUGCCAAAGAGCCCGAUUGGGGUACUGGAUGCUGCAUGCCUGAGUGAUGAGAGUGAUGAUGUAGCAGUUGAAUCACAUGGAAACUGUCUUCUUCACUCCUCUCCAGCUGCCAAAAAGAGGAAACUGAACAGACCAUCAACUUCAUGAGUGUUCACCUGUUUGAUAGUUUUUGCCAAAUCCAAUUAAUUUGUUUCUGAAGAGACUUAAGUGUGGCCAGGAUGAGCUGAAGUAUGUUGUUGACUUGAAAUUUAACAGAGGAGAAAAUGAGAAUAAGUCA